Molecule: messenger RNA, 760 nt
Organism: Vitrella brassicaformis
Lineage: Eukaryota; Vitrellaceae
Source: the annotation of a GenBank genome assembly
UUACUUGGUGCCCGACAGCGGCGCGUGAUACCCUCCCCCCAAUCCCCCCAACCCCCCCAUCACGACCAUGUCUCCCCGAGACCCACUCACACCGUCGGCGCACUUCUUGCCUCGGCCGACCUGUUGCGGCUGGAUGCAGCCCGCUGCUGCCGCUGCGGCCGGCUGCCUCUGUCGGCGGGCAGUGACCAGCCGAUUCAUCUCCUUCUGCAACGGCUCUUCGUCCCCCUCGUCCUUCACCACCUCGCCCUUGCAUCCCUUCCCGCCCACGGCACGCCGGCUGUUCGGAUUCUGUUGGUGAGCAGCAGCGGCGGCGGCUGAUGUGGCGCGAGAGGUCUUGUUGGGCCCCUUGGCGGCGGUGCCAUGUCUUUGCUGUGGCCCGGGGACUUCAGGCCCAGCUGGAUGGGCAGAGGUCAGGUCAGCCCCGUUCUGGGACUUUGUGGCGGCAGCAGCCUGAUGGAUUCGAAUCACAGGCAGGGAGCAAGGACAUACAAUGCCAUCCCAUGAGGGGGGGCCAUGCACUGGGCCAUGCAGCUUUCAUGCAUCGGCGUCUCGGCGAGGGCGAAACGCCCAUAUUUGCCCUUUUUAUGCACUGGUCAUUCACUCUCCUCACCUGUGAGCGUGUCUGCACCACCAUCCCGGCAGACGACUGGCAAUACCACUUGGAAGACUCCUCCCGUGAGAGCAACACAACUCGAACACGGGCGAUACCACUUGGAAGACUCCUCCCGUGAGAGCAACACAACUCGAAGACUGGGGAUAC